Passer montanus (Eurasian tree sparrow) is the source of this 3010-nucleotide messenger RNA. RefSeq lists its product as uncharacterized. The transcript has 5 exons. The coding region runs from base 1920 to 2948 and encodes 342 amino acids. The record is from RefSeq and is a predicted model, not a curated record. Lineage: Eukaryota; Metazoa; Chordata; Aves; Passeriformes; Passeridae.
CCACAGCUGAGACACAGCCCUUUAUCUCCUGGCCUUCUACAGAAUCCAAAGUGAUAAACCUGGGCCUGAAAAAUGACCAGCUUGGGACUCCACUUGCUUCAGCAGAAUGCAGGGAAAGAGAAUUAUUUGAGAAUUUAGGUAGGAAAAAGCAUGGCAGAGAGAAAUAAGACCUCGGAGAGGAAAUGAAAAGGAGGAAAAGAGCUGCAUUAUUGCUGUCAGUGAAAACUGAGCAACUGCAGGAAGAGCUAAGGAAGAAAAGAAGGAAGACAAGCCCAAAAUUUGGGCUGAAAAUUUCGGAGGGUCCCCCUCUGCAGCCACACUUUAUUCCAGUUUGUCCCUUGUUACCCAGGUUUGGGACACAGCAGCACUUUUAACUCCUUGGUGCCCGGGAUGGUGCACCCCAGAGCACUGCCCACACGGUGUUGGGACCCACAGCUCUUACUGGAGCCAACUCAACUGCAAUUCCAAAAAUUCCCAUUCCUGCCACGGCAGGAAUUUGCCAUUGUGGUACCUGAAUUUUAAAUCCGAGUGCAGAUGCUGAGUGGAGGCAGUGGCUGUAGCCUCUGGAAUUCUUUUGGGGUUAAAGUUGGCAGUUUCGUGCUUCUCACCCAGGAGCCAUAAAUUAACCUGAGCAGUUUGGCACUGGCAGAUUUGCUCCAGGGGUUUUAACUCUUUGUCCUCCGGGUCCUACACCAGCAUGCUGCAAUGUUAAUACUGGAUAUUGUGCUCCCGUGUCUAUUAAUAUUUUUUAUUAAUUGUUGACAAGAACCAGCAGGAAUGUGAAUGUCCAGGCCAUUAUUCUGGCUGCAUGGAUAAGAUUCCACUUGCUGGAUGUGUGGCUAUUUAGGAAAUUUCCCUGCCUGCCCAUCCAGGAGCCACUGUGGAGUCUCAGCUGAGAUUACCUGAGCUGGGUCCCUGUUUGAUCCCACACCACACUCACAGGUUUCCUCACAGGCUCCAUCCCAGAUCUCCCAUUGCAGAACCUCGCCUGGAUCCUUGCAAUAAUUUAACCUUGAUACAACCACCUCGAGGUUGUGCCUCCAUGCAGGGACCCCGAACAAAGGAAUUCCACCCCCUCUCCGGGCUUUUGUCACCUCACAGCCUAAACCAGAAAAUGUGGGAUGAUCGGCUCCCGCUGUGUCCCUGAGUGUCCCUCACUGCGCCUUUGUCAUGGAAAGCUCGGGCAGUUCCCGGCCCCAGGCUCCGGAUAUUUUCCCUCCUCAGCGCCCGGGAUGCUCUUGCAAAUCAACCUGGCUGGGAUCGAAGGGGAUCGCUUUUCAUGAAACGUUUCCCCAGCUCCGGGAGGAGGUAAGGAAUGACCUUUGCCCGGUUCUCGGGAUCACCCCGAGUUCCCACCCCGCUCUUCAGGGGACACAAGCGGUUUGCUGCCCUGCACUUGCAGCAGCCAAGGCUCCAAGGAGUUAAGGCUGUGCCCCAAACACCGAUAAGGAGCGGGAUGGAACAGGAUGUGGUUGGGGAGGAGGGCACAGCACGUUGGCCAGCGCCCCUCCAACCCCCCCUGGGGACGGGCAGACACGACAAAGCCGGGACAAGGCCAGCGGGGCAGCGAGCAGGGACAUCUGCAGAGCAGCACCGAGAUCACCACGAGCCCUCAAAGCCCCCCGACCCAAUUCCAGAAAGGUCCAGCAUCAGGAUUGCGCACACUCCCUCAUUUGCAUGGCAAGUGGGAAACCUGAUGCCGGGGCGGGGAGAAUUUUCCCAUAAGAAGGUGUCCCCACAGCACCCUCGGGACCCUGCACACCUGCACACCCGGAUCGGCGCUGGAGCCAGGGCUGAUGUUGAUUUGAAGCAGCAGGGACAGACCUGGCUCCUCUCCCUGGGGAGCUCCUGUGGGAAGUUCAGUCCUGUGGCCACCUCAGCUCCUCCUCUCUGCCAAAAACCAUGGGGUUUUCAGAGAAAUGCAGGCCACUUUGGGACUGAGGUGGAUUAAACUCCCUACACGUUGUCCCUGGUGUGUUUUUGGGGUUUCCCCCGCGGCGAUGGGUUACUGCGCGGCCCUGAACUGCCGCAACGGCACCAGCGGGGCCUACAAGAACAGCUCGGUCAGCUUCUACAGCUUCCCCCUCCAAAACAAAGCCCUCCUGAGGCGCUGGAUCCAAAACAUGGGCCGGGACAUGGAGACCCCCUCCAAGUACCAGUGCCUGUGCUCGGAGCACUUCGAGGAGAGCUCCUUCCAGAGGGAGCCGGUGAAAAUCCGCAAGAGACGGCGCCUGCUGAAGGAAGCUGUUCCCAGCAAAUUCAUCCUGGCCCUGGAUGGCACCUGGCUCGUGGGGACACCCCGGGGUGAUGGUGACAUGAUGAGCAGCAAAACCCGAAAACGGAUCCGGAAUUCCGAGCCCUGUAGGGUCCCUACGAUGUUUCCUCGGUGGCCGCGUCUGCAGGAUUGGCAGAAUGAAUUUUAUAAGCAAUUGCUGAAGGAGAAGUUUGGAUCUUUGAUCACACUGGGAAAAGACUGGCCUGUUCCCAAAAGCCAUAUCCCAGAAGGAAGAGCAGCAUGGGUCAAAGAACCACAGGAUUUGGAGGAAAGGAAAAUCUCUGUCAGCCUCAGCACAGGCCAUGGUGGUGCCAUGACCCAGGGAUCAUCCUCAGGAGCAUCCCAAGCCCUGCACAGCCACUGCUCUGACCUGGCAGAAACCUCGGGGAGCCGCCACAAUCUGGCACCAAAUCCGGCAAAUCCCGUGAGAAUCAGGAGCGGUAGCAGAGUCCUGGCAGGGCAGGAGCUGGAUGAGUUCAGGCAGUUCCUGCUGUACCACCAGGGCCAGCCCGAGGACGCGGCGGUGCCGUGGUUCAUCUGCAGCGAGUGCGGCAAGAGCUUUGCCCGCCACGCGUACCUGCUGCGGCACCAGCGCGCCCACGCCGGGCAGCUGGGCAGAAACCCGCCUGCUUCCUGGAGAAACCCGCCUGCUUCCUGGAAAAAAACCGCCUGAUUCUGGAAAAAAACUGCCUGAUUCCUGGAAAAAACCGCCUAAUUCCUGAAAAAAACCCGCCU